AUGUCUGAUAUCGAAGUUGAAGUUGAAACCGAACAAGUUGUUGCUGAAUCAUCAGUUUCAAUUGAAGACGCUUUGAAGGUUGUCUUGAGAAACUCAUUGGUCCACGAUGGUCUCGCUAGAGGUUUACGUGAAGCUUCAAGAGCUUUGUCCAAGCGUGAAGCUCAACUCUGUGUCCUUUGUGACUCAGUUACUGAGGAGGCUAUCAUUAAGUUGAUUGAAGCUCUCUGUAACGAACCAGAAGAAAAGAUUCCACUUAUCAAGGUUUCUGAUGCCAAGCUUCUCGGUGAAUGGGCUGGUUUAUGCAAAUUGGACCAAGAUGGAAACGCUAGAAAAGUUGUUGGUGCUUCAUGUGUUGUCAUUAAGAACUGGGGACAAGAUUCUGACGAAAGAAACAUUUUGUUGGAAAGUUUUUCUCAAUAG
Molecule: messenger RNA, 420 nt
Organism: Lodderomyces parapsilosis
Lineage: Eukaryota; Fungi; Ascomycota; Pichiomycetes; Serinales; Debaryomycetaceae
Gene: RPS12
Product: 40S ribosomal protein eS12
Exons: 1
Coding region: 1-420 (139 amino acids)
Biological process (GO): translation
Cellular component (GO): cytosolic small ribosomal subunit; ribosome
Molecular function (GO): structural constituent of ribosome
Source: RefSeq, a predicted model, not a curated record